GGGGAGGAGACCGAGUAUUUCGCCCCCUACGGAGCAACUACGGAAAGCAAGCAACAGCAACUCCAGAAGAAGCAGAAGCGCACCAGACAGCGCGUGGACGCCGGCGAGCCGCGCAACAACUAUUCGAGUAUACCGCACUUCACCUCCCGGCCAUCCUUCCACGGUGGUGGUCUAUACGGUUCGAUUUUCGGUGGCAACGGGCCAUCGCAUCCACAACCGCCACAGCAACAGCCGCAACAUCACCAGCCACAGUCGCAACAACAACAGCUCCAGCAACAACAGGCUGGAGCGGCCGGCAGUCAAGGUCACUUAGGCACAGCUACGACGGGUCCCACCGUUCAGCAGCAUUCCGCCCAAGCGGCAUUCGGUUUCUUCGGGGCACCGGGUUACGGCCCCGCCAAGAUGUUGAACGAGCUGCUCGGACGACAAGUCAAGCAGGCCAGUGACGCCGGUGGUUCACCGCCAGAGGGCGGCCACGGGAUGACUGGCGCCGGCAUGGAUUCCGCCGCGAAUUUGCAAUCGGGUACUGUGGUUAAUUGCGACGAUCCCGCCACCGCCGAGCUCACGCAGCACAUGCUUCGUGACAUACUGCAAGGGCGCAAGCUCGGCGCGCUCUCGGUACAGGAACAGCCGAACAACAAUAACAGUAUACACAGCAACAAUAACAACAACAAUACCACGGAUCUACUUAAAUCGCAGCAACAGCACCAGCACAGCCCUCAGCAGCAAAAUUGUGAUAGUGCGCGUAGUGGAACAGUGCAGAGUGGCGGCGAGGAGAGUGUCGACGGUAAUAAUAUCGUGAACAACGCGAGUCACAGUGAUCGUGAUACCGUGAUGCCGGGCGAUGCUGAGGAUAGCGCGGAGGACGCAGCCGCGGCUGCACGUGCUAUGGAGGAGGCGUUCGCCGAAGCGGGCAUGGAGCCCGGGGCCAAUUUGGACGGGUCGGACUGCGAACAAAGUUUACCGCCUAGUCCCACGCAGCCAAGGUCGGGAUCAGUUUCCGUCAAGGAGGAGAUACAAGACUCGUUGAAUAUCAAACGGAGUCCGAGUAACUCCCCUUGCCCGAUUGUGCCGAAGACAGAGACCAGCUCGCCCACGACUGAGAUCAAGCGCGCCCGUGUCGAGAACAUUGUCAGCACGAUGCGCAGUAGUCCUGCCCUCCAAACACCCGCGGUGAACGGUUGCAAGAAACGCAAGCUCUACCAGCCACAGCAGCAGACCGUGCACCACGUUCUCCAACACACCGUCAACGACAGCAUGAUAGACGACGAGGAGGAGAGCGAGGAGGAGGAGGACCCUUCGACGAUCAGGCAGAAGGAGAGGGAAAAGGACAAUCUGAAGAGUCAGCUGAAGUUGUUGCACGAGCAGCUGGCGGUGAUGCAGCAAAAAUACAAUGAGCUAUCGAGCAAAAUGGAUCCGGACACAAGCGAGAGCGGCGACGCACCCGCGAGUCCUCAGCAACAACCUCAACCUCAACCACCACCGCCUAGACCACCGCGACCUCAUCCACCGGCGUACAAUGGGCUCCCAGCCAUACCGCCCGAACACACGCAC
Molecule: messenger RNA, 1554 nt
Organism: Nomia melanderi (Alkali bee)
Lineage: Eukaryota; Metazoa; Arthropoda; Insecta; Hymenoptera; Halictidae
Source: RefSeq, a predicted model, not a curated record